Molecule: messenger RNA, 2481 nt
Organism: Phodopus roborovskii (desert hamster)
Lineage: Eukaryota; Metazoa; Chordata; Mammalia; Rodentia; Cricetidae
Gene: Mucl3
Product: mucin like 3
Exons: 4
Coding region: 12-2315 (767 amino acids)
Source: RefSeq, a predicted model, not a curated record
CCAGCUUUGACAUGGCUCAGCUGACCAGUGGCUUCUGUUCCUCUUUUGGCUUCAUCUGCUGCCUCUUCUUCCUUCCAGCUUCUUGGGAGGCAGGUGCCAACACAUUUCAAGAACUUCAGAAGACUGUUGAACCUUCAACAUCUGACCAUUUACUCACCCUUACUCCAAGCCUUACUCACAGGUCUCCUUCUGCCCAUGCUGACCUAGACCCAGGACAACGACCUCCAGGACACCCUAAGUCUACAGCAACCCAGAAGCCCAAAAAGCCAUGCAACCCCGUACACUUUGCCAAACCAGUUCAUAAACCUAUAGACAAUUCCAAAGCCACAGAUAACCAAAAUGCUACUGCCCAUCAUGAAAUGACUCUUGGUAUGGAAAAGAAUGCCACCAGCCAAAGAGAAGACCCAAUGAUCAGGAAUGGACGUUCAGCCAAUGACCCCAAACCCACUAACACAGAGAAAGCAUCAGAGGGAAGUCAUUCAACCUCAGCACCCAAGGGAAGAACAACUUGUAAGUCCACAAGUAAAACCAGAGUAACAAGGAACUCAGGUACACUGGCAAGAACUGUGGACAUGAGCACUAGGCGAAUGACCACCUCACACAAAUCUACAACACACUCACGCAAAUCUACAACUCCUUCCCACGACUCAGAGCUCAGUAGAAAAACUACAUCUUCCUCAGGAAAAUUCUCAGAAGCUCCAAGGAUCUCAUACAGGACUCCAAGGACCCCAGCAACAUCAGGAGCUGAAGAACACCGGACUCCAUUUGCCUCAGAUGAGCCUGUCCAAAUGACUACAGAACACAUCAAAGGGACCACAUCAGCUAGUGACAAGACCACAAGAGCCCAAGUGACUACAGCAGAGCACGAGGGAGAGAAUAUAUCAACCAAUGAGAGGACCACAAGAUCCCAUGCAUCAUCCACUGAGUCUGAAAGAGAGACUCCAUCAGCCAGUGAGAGGACCACAAGAUCCCAAGCAGCAUCCACUCCAUAUGAAAGAGAGACUCCAUCAGCCAGUGAGAGGACCACAAGAUCCCAAGCAGCAUCCACUGAGUCUGAAAGAGAGACUCCAUCAGCCAGUGAGAGGACCACAAGAACCCAAGCAGCAUCCACUCCAUAUGAAAGAGAGACCCCAUCAGCCAGUGAGAGGACCACAAGAUCCCAAGCAGCAUCCACUCCAUAUGAAAGAGAGACCCCAUCAGCCAGUGAGAGGACCACAAGAUCCCAAGCAGCAUCCACUGAGUCUGAAAGAGAGACUCCAUCAGCCGGUGAGAGGACCACAAGAUCCCAAGCAGCAUCCACUCCAUAUGAAAGAGAGACUCCAUCAGCCAGUGAGAGGACCACAAGAUCCCAAGCAGCAUCCACUCCAUAUGAAAGAGAGACCCCAUCAGCCAGUGAGAGGACCACAAGAUCCCAAGCAGCAUCCACUGAGUCUGAAAGAGAGACUCCAUCAGCCGGUGAGAGGACCACAAGAUCCCAAGCAGCAUCCACUCCAUAUGAAAGAGAGACUCCAUCAGCCAGUGAGAGGACCACAAGAUCACAAGCAACAUCCACUCCAUAUGAAAGAGAGACUCCAUCAGCCAGUGAGAGGACCACAAGAUACCAAGCAGCAUCCACAGAGCGUGAAGGAGAAACCAUAUCAGGUAAUGGGUGGACCACAGGAUCCCAAGUGAUGCCUAUAGAACAUGAUACCACACCAGCCAAUGAAAAGACUACACAAGUCUCAGCAAAGUCUACAGAACACCCAGAAGAAGCCACAUCAACCACCCAGGAAGCCACACAAGUCUCAGAAAGUCCCACAGUAUUCUGGAGAAAAACCACACUGGCCACUAAGACCAUAAGAGCUACAAGAAACCCAGAGAAAACAGUAGCAGUCUUCAAGACCACCAGACCUGCAGUCAGGGCCACAGAGGAUAAGUCUACUGCUCUCUCUCCUCAUUUCCAUAAAACUGAGACCACACACGAGGGAUUAAUUGGCUCUGUGACAACUAGAAGGGACCUGGGCACCACCACUUCAGAAGCUCAUCACCCACAGCAGAAUAACCACAACUCAGGCCUCCACACAGCUGGGUCGAGCAGGGAGAGCAACUCAUUCCCUGCAUGGGCCAUAGUUAUUGUUAUCCUCAUGGCAGUGAUUGUCCUGCUGAUUUCCAUUGGCCUGAUCGUUUUGGUCGCCUGUGCAUCAAGACCACGCCGAGUACUGGCCCAGAACUCUGAGGAUUCCGACCCUGAGGAGAGAGGGGGCCGCAAUUCUUACCCCGUCUAUCUGAUGGAGCAGCAGAACCUGAAACCAAACCAGAUCCCUUCCCCUCCGUGAUCUGGAGACCUAUAUCCCCUGCUCUUCCGGGUUUCUUCCCUUUCCCGGAAGAUGAAUUGGACUUACGGCUCCAACUUCCUGGACUUAGAAAGGGCAGCAAAAACUGACAGUAACAGCUGCAACCCCUGUCAGCCAUGUUCUUAACUGACUAGCUGAGGAUCGAGGU